Perognathus longimembris pacificus (Pacific pocket mouse) is the source of this 2640-nucleotide messenger RNA. RefSeq names its product vomeronasal type-2 receptor 116-like. Lineage: Eukaryota; Metazoa; Chordata; Mammalia; Rodentia; Heteromyidae. Gene Ontology annotation, biological process: G protein-coupled receptor signaling pathway. Gene Ontology annotation, molecular function: G protein-coupled receptor activity. Gene Ontology annotation, cellular component: membrane. The record is from RefSeq and is a predicted model, not a curated record. The coding region runs from base 1 to 2640 and encodes 879 amino acids. The transcript has 7 exons.
AUGCACUCUUGCAGACGGCCCACUCGGCAGCCCCUUUACGAAUGGGCCCACUUCAGCGGCCCUAAAAACGGGCCUGCUCAGGCAGCCCUACAGAAGGUGCACUCCCCGGCACCUUUACAGGGGGGGCCCACUCGGCAGCCCCUUUACGAAUGGGCCCACUUCGGAGGCCCUAAAAACGGACCUGCUCAGGCAGCCCUACAGAAGACUGCAGUGAUUCUUUGUAAGAGAAAGGAAGCUUAUAGAGGCAAAGAGACUGGUCAAGAUGAAAAUCAGAUCUUCAAGGAUUACCAGUUCAUUUUGACCUUGGCUUUUGCUGUUGAGGAGAUCAACAAAAACCCUUUUCUUUUACACAACUUGACUCUGGGAUUUGAUGUCUAUGAUGUUCAAUUCGGAGGUUGGAUAAUGUUUACGAAGCCCUUCCUUUGGCUCUUUGGGAAGUACAGGAUUCCAAACUACUUCUGUAGGACAGAGAGCAAGACUAUGGCAGUACUUACAGGACCAUCAGCAGUGACAUCUUACAAUAUUGGGACAUUGCUGGAACUGUACAAAUUUCCACAGUUUACCAUUGGGACUUUUGAUUAUGCCCUGAAUGACCAUAACAAGUUUCCUGCUCUCUAUCAGAUGGCCUCAAAGGACACAUCAAUAGGCAUUGCCAUGGUCUCACUACUGCUUCAUUUCAGUUGGAGCUGGGUGGGAUUGUUGACCUCAAAAGAUGAGAAUGUUUUGUGGAUUCUUGCUGAAGUUAAAGAGGAGAUGAUCAAGAACAGAAUUUGUGUAGCCUACGAGCUAGUGUUCUCAAGCCAAGAUUUGGGACAUUUACAAAAUAUCAUGAGAAUUUAUAAUGAGAUGAAUAAAUCUUCAGCAAGUGUCCUCGUCAUAUAUGGUGAUAAUGAUUUACUAAAAGUUUUAAGGACGAUUACUGAGCAAAUUUUCAUUCAAGGAAAAGUUUUUAUCAUGAAUUCAGAGUGGGAUUUCACCCUGAAAAGGAGAUAUUUCAUGCUAGGCUCAUUGCACGUACCGUUUAUUUUUAGACACCAUCAUGUAGAUGUUUCUGGAUUCACAGAUUUUGUCAAGGCAGUUAAUCCAUCCAAAUACCCAGAAGACUUUUUCCUAGCGCGGCUGUGGUUUCUUUCUUUCAAUUGCUCAGAUCCUGAGUCUGACUGUGUAACAUGGGACAACUGUCCUCAUGAUUCCUCCUUGGAUUGGCUGCAUGGGCACAUUUUUGACAUGGCCAUGUCUGGAGACAGUUACAAUAUCUACAAUGCUGUGUAUGCUGUGGCCCAUGCUCUCCAUGAGCUGCUCCUUCAUCAAACAGAAAUUCAAACAAUUGGAAAUAGAAAGGGAACAGGGAUUUUUCCUGCACAGCUGCACCCUUUUCUGAAGAACAUUCAGUUUCACAGUUCUACUGGAGACCAAGUGAUUUUGGAUGAGAAAAAGAAAUUGCAUCCAGAGUAUGACAUUCUGAAUAUUUGGAAUUUUCCAGAAGGUCUUGAACUUACUGUGAAAAUAGGAAAGUUUUCUCCAUAUUCUCUACAUGGCAAUCAACUGUCUUUAUCUAAAGAUAUGGUGGAGUGGUCCAUUGGAGUUACAGAGACUCCUCACUCUGUCUGCACUGAGAGUUGUGUUCCUGGAUUCAGGAAGUCUCCUCAGGAGGGAAAAGCUGCCUGUUGCUUUGAUUGUACCCUUUGCUCAGAGAAUGAGAUUGCUAAUGGAACAGAUAUGGACCAGUGUGUCAAGUGUCCAGAUCAUCAGUAUGCCAACUUAGAGAGAAAUCAGUGCCUUCUGAGAGCUGCAAGCUUCCUGGCAUUUGGAGAUCCCUUAGGCAUGGCUCUGGCCUGCAUGGCUCUUUGCUUCUCUAUGCUAACUACUGUUGUGCUUGGGAUAUUUGUGAAACACCAAGACACUGCCAUUGUCAAGGCCAAUAACAGGGCUCUCAGCUACAACUUGCUCAUCUCCCUCAUCUUCUGUUUCCUUUGUUCCUUGCUUUUUCUUGGACGUCCUAACACAGUCACCUGCAUCCUGCAGCAGAUCACGUUUGGGGUUGUCUUCACUGUGGCUGUUUCCACAGUGUUGGCCAAAACGGUGACUGUCGUUCUUGCUUUCAAGGCCACUUCUCCAGGGAGAAUGAUGAGGUGGCUGCUGGUAUCGGGGGCUCCAAAAUUCAUCAUCCCCAUCUGCACCCUCAUCCAAGUGACUCUAUGUGGACUCUGGCUGGGAACCUCUCCUCCCUUCAUUGACACAGAUACACACUCUGAACAUGGCCACAUCAUCAUCCUGUGCAAUAAGGGCUCCCUCACUGCCUUCUACUGUGUCCUAGCAUACCUGGGCUCCCUGGCCCUGGCCAGCUUUACUGUAGCCUUUCUGGCCAGGAACCUGCCUGACACCUUCAAUGAGGCCAAGUUCCUCACAUUUAGCAUGCUAGUGUUCUGCAGUGUGUGGGUCACCUUCCUGCCUGUCUACCACAGUGCCAAGGGAAAGGUGAUGGUGGCUGUGGAGGUCUUCUCCAUCUUGGCCUCUGGUGUAGGGCUCCUGGGUUGCAUUUUUGCCCCAAAGUGCUACAUCAUUUUCUUCAUGACAAAUAAAAAUUCUCUGCAUGGUUUUGUGGUUAAACAACAUAGUAGGAGAAAUAUGCAUUCUUAA